Molecule: messenger RNA, 2323 nt
Organism: Paralichthys olivaceus (Japanese flounder)
Lineage: Eukaryota; Metazoa; Chordata; Actinopteri; Pleuronectiformes; Paralichthyidae
Gene: mapkap1
Product: MAPK associated protein 1
Biological process (GO): TORC2 signaling
Cellular component (GO): TORC2 complex; cytoplasm; plasma membrane
Molecular function (GO): phosphatidylinositol-4,5-bisphosphate binding
Source: RefSeq, a predicted model, not a curated record
GAUGGCAGCAAUACGCCCUUGCAGCGUCUAGUCCGUCAAAUCUAAGAAGAAGAAGAAGAAGUGGAGGCGGAAGAAGAGAAAAAAAAAGAAAGAGUAUAUAAUUGGGAGUUUGGGUAAAAUGGGGCUCUGUCAACGUUUCUUCGGGUGGACCUUUUAAAGGCACUGGAACCUUUCCUUCUUUAGAGCACAGCGAAUAAUCAGGAGAAGGAGAUGGAAAAGAUGACAUCCCUCCACUUGUCAUCAGCCACUGCUUUAACACCCUCCAAGAGAGACUGAGAGGGAGUUAAAGUGAUCUUCUGGCAUACAGACAAGACAGGGAGACAAAGAGAAAACACAGAAAGCUAUUAGCCACACUUAAAGCAAAGGAAAUGGCUUUCUUGGACAAUCCAGCCAUUAUUCUGGCCCACAUCAGACAGUCCCAUGUUACCAGUGAUGAUACAGGAAUGUGUGAGAUGGUACUAAUAGACCAGGAUGUGGAUCUGGAGAAGUGCCAGCUGGCUCUGGUACCUGGCAGCAGCAGCUGUGGGUCAGGCUCCCUAAGUGAGGAGGGAAGCAGUGUGACAGAUAAUCAUGCUUGUGACCUUUCCCAGUCCAUGGACAUCACCUCCAGCUGGGACUUUGGUAUCCGUCGGCGUUCUAACACAGCCCAAAAACUUGAAAGGCUAAGGAAAGAACGGCAGAACCAAAUCAAAUGUAAAACCAUUCAGUGGAAAGAGAGAUCAUCAUCCCAGUCAGUGGAGGAUCUGGGGUCUGUGUUUGAAAAACGUGACUUCAAAGACAGGCCGCGGUUAACAGGUACUAAAUCCACCCUUUCACUGCGAUUGGAGCAGUGUCCCCAGCAGCUCAACAACCCCUUCAACGAAUACUCCAAAUUUGAUGGCAAGGGCCAUAUUGGCACAACAGCCACAAAGAAAAUCGACGUCUACCUUUCAAUGCAGAUGGCUCAAGAGAAAGUACAUCCAAUGACAGUGGUGACCAUCGCAAAUGCCCGUGUCCAUGACCUCAUCGGGCUCAUCUGUUGGCAGUACACAAGCGAGGGACGAGAACCCAAACUCAAUGAGAAUGUGAACGCAUACUGUCUCCACAUUGCAGAGGAUGAUGGUGAGGUGGACACUGACUUCCCUCCACUUGACUCCAAUGAGCCAAUCCACAAGUUUGGUUUCAGCACGUUGGCCUUGGUGGAGAAAUACUCCUCUCCUGGUCUCAUAUCCAGACAGUCGCUGUUUGUCAGAAUAAAUGCUGCCCAUGGUUUUUCUCUGAUCCCUGUGGACAGUAUGAAGGUUACUAUGAAGGAAAUUCUCCAGAAAGCACUCAAGAAGAGGAAAGGCUCACAGAAAGGCUCCGGGCCCAUGUAUCGCCUAGAGAAGCAGACAGAGCCAAAUGUCGCAGUAGACCUGGACUUGACACUGGAAAGUCAAAGCACCCUGGAGUUUUGCCUGGUCCGAGAAAACAGCUCUAGGGGAGAGGAGAGUUCAGAGGAAGACCCUCCUGUUGACAUCACCACAGUCCAAGACAUGUUAAGCAGUCACCACUACAAGUCCUUCAAGAUCAGUAUGAUCCACAAGCUACGCUUCACCACAGAUGUCCAGCUAGGCAUUUCAGGAGAGAAAGUGGAGAUUGAUCCUGUUACCAAUCAGAAGGCCAGUACUAAGUUCUGGAUUCGGCAGAAACCCAUCUCUAUUGACUCAGACCACCUCUGUGCCUGUGACCUUGUAGAGGAGAGAAGCCCCACUCAUGCAAUUUUUAAGCUAACUUAUCUCAGCAACCAUGAUUACAAGCCCCUCUAUUUUGAGUCUGAUGCUGCUACUGUCAAUGAAAUAGUACUAAAGGUGAACUAUAUCCUGGAGUCGCGGGCCAGUACCUCUCGUGCUGAUUACUUUGCUCAGAAGCAGCGGAAACUGAGCCGCCGGACCAGCUUCAGCUUCCAGAAGGAGAAGAAGAGUGGCCAGUAGACACCUGUUUGUCUGCAUACACACAGACAUGAUAGUCUCAUACACUGACAGCAUCAGGCUCAACAGGAGUGGAGACUGACUGGACAGUCAAGACGGAGCAGGAAACACAGCUCAAGCUCGUUUAAAUUAUAUUGUAAAAAAGAAAGACUUGUGGGAAAUGUUGGUUGUCAUGUUGCCAUCAGUUCCUUUUUUAUUCACUGCCUCUGAAUUUAUCCAUCCUCCAGGAUAUAUUUGUACAGCUUGGACACGCUGGUUUGUACACCCAACAAGCAAAUCAAGAGCUGCAUCCUAUCAUGCGACAUGUUUUCUACAUGUUCGCCCCAAGGUUCCUGCAUCUUUUUCACAAUAUAAUAAAGAAAAUGCUUCACGUU